Phytophthora nicotianae INRA-310 is the source of this 999-nucleotide messenger RNA. RefSeq lists its product as hypothetical. Bases 1 to 999 code for a protein of 332 amino acids. NCBI's taxonomy places the organism in Eukaryota, Oomycota, Peronosporomycetes, Peronosporales, Peronosporaceae. The transcript has a single exon. The record is from RefSeq and is a predicted model, not a curated record.
AUGACUCUAUGCAAGACGGACUCUACAACUAACGCACGCAGACAAAUGCCCGAUAAAUGGGACGCGUCGCGGAUUCCGUCGCAAGAGGGCAAGGUCGCUGUCGUCACGGGGUCCAAUUCGGGCAUUGGCUACGAGACGGCUCUGGAGCUCGCUCGCAAAGGAGCUCACGUGGUUCUAGCCUGCCGCAGCGAGGAGCGUGGUCGUGAAGCCGAGCGCAGUCUCCGUGAGACCUUGUCCUCCACUCCCGAGGCGGGCAAAGUGACGUUCGCAAAGUUGGAUUUGGGCGAUCUCAACAGCGUCAAAAAUUUCUCGGAGGAUUUCAAAAAGAGUCACCGCCGUCUGGAUCUACUCAUCAACAAUGCCGGCAUCAUGGGAGGAGCGUGGGGGCUCUCGGCUGAUGGUCACGAACGGCAGUUCGCUACCAACCACUUGGGCCACUUCGCCCUAACGGCUCAGCUAUUCCCGUUACUGAAGCUCAGUACCCCAUCACGUAUCGUGAAUGUGAGCAGCUUCAUGCACCGUCAAGCCAAGUGGAACGAGGACGACAUCAUGGUGACGAGCGAAGAUAAGUACCGGGAGAUGGAUAAUUACAACGUGACCAAGCUCAGCAACAUCCUGUUCACCUUGGAGCUGGCUCGUCGUAUCGAGUCUUCGGGUGUGGAAGGUGUUACGUCGGUGGCUUGUCACCCGGGGCUUACGAAGACUAAUCUUGCAUCGGCGUCGGCAUCUUCGUCUGGGCGCGGGAUGUGGUGGCUCGCAUACAAGAUAACAGAGAUGACGCCUCGCCAAAGUUCCCAAAUGGGGACUCUACCGACGCUGUAUGCUGCUACCGGGAACGAUGUCAGGGGCGGUGACUUCUUCGGACCAAAACAUCUCCAAUUGUUUGGAUAUCCGGUGCGCGAGGAUCCGUCGGAGAUAAGUAAGUCAAAGUCGGGUGCGAAAAAGCUGUGGACUCUGAGCGAGAAGCUGAGUCGUAACGUCUUUGAUGUUGAGAGCUGA